This is a messenger RNA of Colletotrichum paranaense, 822 nucleotides long. RefSeq lists its product as uncharacterized. NCBI's taxonomy places the organism in Eukaryota, Fungi, Ascomycota, Sordariomycetes, Glomerellales, Glomerellaceae. The record is from RefSeq and is a predicted model, not a curated record. Bases 1 to 822 code for a protein of 273 amino acids. The transcript has a single exon.
AUGCAAUCUUGGUCCAACCGCCGUUUAAAUCACGCAGUGGCUGACGGGAGGCCGCUGAAUCUUCUUUGUCAAACGUUGUUGUCGAGAUUUUUGGCGUGCGUUCGAUUCUCGAGUCCAUGCAACGAACGACCCGACCGCAAACAGUGGGGGCCCAGCGCUGUGAGCGUCAGGACGACGAAAGAUGCCCCCAACAGCUUUCCUUGGCAGUUAUCCGUGUCGGUGAGAAGAGGUUUAGCGGCAGAAGCUUGGACGACGUUGUUGGAAAAGUCUGAAUCCCACAAGAGGUCUGAAGGGAGCGCCCGAAUGGUGUUAUCGGACGAUAGAGUGAAGUCUCACUCCCCUGCAUCCCCAUGGUUUCAGGACGACGAAAUUGUAGGACAGCCCGUCGUAGUAGGCAUCUGUAGCCUCGACUUGAUCUUUUCCAAACUUGUGUGCGCAGAAGUGUUGCUUCUGCUGCCAGCAAGGAGCCUUGACGGCUGUCGGGAUCCGCUGCACCAGUGUCAACGGUCGGUGACCACGCCGUGUUCCAUGUAUCCGCACGAAUACCAACCAGAGCCAGACAUGUCCGUCUGUGGUUGGGUUGCUUGGUUGGUGUCACCCCACGUCGUGCCGUUUGCAGGAUGGGAGUUGUGUGUACUGCGUAACAUUCGAGACCGAUGUGUUCAACGGGGUAACGACUUGAAUACAAGGUGCCAGUGGUUCAUCCGACGCUACAUGACCCAAAUCCUCGCGCUGUCGAUUGUUUAUUGUCCUGGGGCCGAAACGCGUGCCGAGCGUCAGCUAUUCUCGUGUUGGCAGUCAGGAUACGGAAUAGUUGCGUAG